Messenger RNA from Gymnogyps californianus (California condor), 1599 nucleotides. RefSeq names its product chitinase domain containing 1 (gene CHID1). The transcript is spliced from 13 exons. Gene Ontology annotation, cellular component: extracellular region. The record is from RefSeq and is a predicted model, not a curated record. NCBI's taxonomy places the organism in Eukaryota, Metazoa, Chordata, Aves, Accipitriformes, Cathartidae. Bases 193 to 1416 code for a protein of 407 amino acids. Gene Ontology annotation, molecular function: chitin binding; oligosaccharide binding. Gene Ontology annotation, biological process: carbohydrate metabolic process.
CCAAGCAACAGCCACUCCCUCGAGCUUGCAACCGCCAACACUCCCUCGCCGCCAUGUUGGCGCAACCGGCUCUUAACCGCCACCCGGCGCCCUCUCUUCCUCCUCCGCCGUCUCAGUACUGCCUCGUCAGCUGGCGGGGCGGUGCCGUCCGCCUCUACUUCUGAAGCGGCGGUUGGCGAGAUUUGAACCCUUAUGUUUUCAGGGCAGGAGAAACUUAACAUGGGGAAAAACGCCAUGAGGCUUCUCUGUACUUCACUUUCUCUUGCCCUCAUUUGCUGGCUAGCUGAAGGUACCCUGUCAAAAACAGAUGCAAAGAAAGGUGCUACAAAAAAACUGGAAGAAAAGACGCUGCAUUCUGAUAAAAAUGUGCAGGACCGGGGACUGGUAGUUGUGGAUCCAAAGGCAAAGGAUAUUAUACUGGAACACAGAAGCUAUUGCUCCAAGAAGAUGAAGGAAAGACAUUUCUCGGGAGAUGUUCUGGGAUAUGUUACUCCUUGGAACAGCCAUGGCUAUGACAUUGCUAAAAUAUUUGGAAACAAAUUUACGCUAAUCUCACCAGUCUGGUUACAAGUGAAAAGGAGAGGGAAGGAAAGGUUCCAGUUCACUGGGCUCCAUGAUGCUGAUAAAGGCUGGAUGAAAGAUGUCAGAAAAACCUCCAAAAACAUCAAAAUAGUGCCUCGAAUUUUGUUUGAUGGCUGGACUUACCAGGACUUCGAGACUGUUUUUGGCAGUGAGGAUGAGAUAGAGGAGCUUUCUGAGAGCAUGGUUCUGCUAGCCAAGAAUGAAAAUUUUGAUGGUUUUGUAGUUGAAGUUUGGAGUCAGCUGGGAAAUCAAAAGCAAACGGAGUUGAUUCACUUGCUCAUUCACCUUUCUGAAGCUUUGCGUGAAGCACAACUUAAACUCAUACUGGUCAUCCCUCCUGCAGUUGCACCAGGGACUAACCAGCCGGGAAUGUUCACAAAGAAGGAAUUUGAUCAGUUGGCCUCAGCAAUAGACAGCUUCAGUCUCAUGACAUAUGACUAUUCAACACCACAACGACCUGGUCCGAAUUCCCCUCUUCCCUGGGUACGAGCCUGUGUUCAAGUACUGGAUCCUGAUUCAAAAUGGAGGAAUAAAAUACUUCUUGGGCUGAAUUUCUAUGGCAUGGACUAUUCUGCUUUGGGAGCCUCUGGGGAGCCAAUCCUUGGUAGCAGGUACAUUGAAACCUUGAAGGAGCACAAACCAAAAAUUGUCUGGGAUGAACAAAUUGCUGAACACUACUUUGAAUACAAAAAAAAUAAAGGAGGAAAACAUGCUGUCUUCUACCCAACACUGAAGUCCAUCCAGUUGCGCGUAGAGCUUGCAAAAGAAUUGGGCACUGGAAUAUCCAUCUGGGAACUGGGACAAGGCCUGGACUAUUUUUAUGACCUGCUUUAAAAUAAGAGAUGAUCUGGGAAAGACUUUGUUUGCUCCACUGAGACUCCACCUUCAAUUAAUUUGGGUAUCCUGGAGAGGUGAUUUUUAAAACAUUUUUUGUAAUUUAUAUCAUAUCUGUAUUAACCUUGCAUUUUUCCCAAUAAAGAACCUUUUCUGAUUUGCCACACAGGCGUGAUUGUUGGU